Messenger RNA from Camelina sativa (false flax), 672 nucleotides. RefSeq lists its product as uncharacterized. Lineage: Eukaryota; Viridiplantae; Streptophyta; Magnoliopsida; Brassicales; Brassicaceae. The record is from RefSeq and is a predicted model, not a curated record.
AUGGCGUUGAACGUCAUAAAUAAAUUGGGAUUCAUCGAUGGUACAAUUCCUAAAGCUCCUUUAGAUCAUCCAGAUUCAGAUGCUUGGUCUAGGGUAAAUGAUAUCGUAAUCACCUGGUUGAUUAGAUCUGUUUCUAAGAAGAUAGGCCAGAGUUUGUUGUAUAUGUCUACUGCUGAAAAGAUUUGGAAAAAUCUGAUCACACGUUAUAAGCAAGAUGAUGCUCCGCGUGUCUAUGAGAUAGAACAGAGACUAGGAAGUAUUCAACAAGGUGCUAUGGAUUUGCAACAACGUAGCAGGGUUACAAAAUUUCUGAUGGGACUUAAUGUUAGUUAUGAACAAACAAGAAGGCACAUUCUUAUGCUAAAGCUGAUUCCUAAUAUUGAAGAAGCAUACAACAUUUUUGGGCAGGAUGAGCACCAACGUGUUGUGAAACCGGUUAUUAAGAAUGAGAGUGUUGCAUUUCAAGCUACAAGCUCUUUUGUAGACAAUCAAUCCUAUAUGCAGAAUCAGAUGGAAUAUGCUGCAGCUUAUAAUACCUAUCGUCCUAGAGGUAACAGACUUUUGUGUACACAUUGUGGGAAGCUUGGCCAUACUAUUCAAACGUGUUUCAAGCUGCAUGGAUACCCUCCUGGUUAUAAACCUCCGAAUUCGGUGAACACAGGAUCUUCAUGA